This is a messenger RNA of Aphidius gifuensis, 3148 nucleotides long. RefSeq names its product dihydroxyacetone phosphate acyltransferase (gene Dhap-at). Gene Ontology annotation, cellular component: mitochondrial membrane; peroxisomal membrane. Gene Ontology annotation, molecular function: glycerone-phosphate O-acyltransferase activity. Bases 560 to 2662 code for a protein of 700 amino acids. The record is from RefSeq and is a predicted model, not a curated record. The transcript has 6 exons. Gene Ontology annotation, biological process: ether lipid biosynthetic process. Lineage: Eukaryota; Metazoa; Arthropoda; Insecta; Hymenoptera; Braconidae.
UGUAUUUUCAAUUACGUAAAUUACAAAUUUAAUUGUUUUAUAAUAUUUCAUCAACAAUUUUAAAUUAAUUUAUAUGUUAAAAAUUAUUUAACAUAUCAAAUAAACAAGUAGUGACAUCCAGUGACAUGGAGUGCAAUGCAUUGACACAUAUUUACAACAUGCUUACGUACACACACAACUACAUAGACAAUUUCUAAAUAGAAAAAAAAAAAAAAUGGGAUCAACAUAAAAAUAAUCCAACUUGAAUGGAUUCAUAAUUAACAAUUAUAUAUUAACGAUAGUUUUGUUCAUCAUUGAUUGAUGAAUUGUGUAACCAAGCCAACACAGUUGCUUCAAUCUGGCAUUUUCUAUAAACCAGUUUAAAAAAUAUUCAAGAAAAUGCUAAUAAGCACUGUGUCAUACUUUGUAAACAAAGAAUAAUAUAAUAUUCGAGAGCCUGUCCAUGAGCACAGGUCAAUGAUUUAGCCAGUUGAAUAAUCACCUUCAAGAAAACAAGAUCUCUAAAAAAAUCGGCAAUACAAUUUUAGCUGUAUAAAAAUAAAAAGAAAAAUUAAUAACAAUGGGUGAUUAUGGUGAAUUUGUUGAUUUGCUGGUGGACAGACGAAAGGGUUCUGAUUUUUUAUGGGCAUCAAGACAAAUGAAUCCAGUGGCAUCACAUCGUUUACCACCAGAGCUUAAUUACAACAGAAAUCAAGCAAUUGAAGCUACUUUGUCAAAUCCAAAAGUAUUGCUGACAAUUAAAACACUUGCUGCUGUUAAAAAUAUUGAUAAAAAUGAUGUUCUAAAAGAAGCCAGAGAAAUGCUUGAAGAAAUGGCUAGUAAAGCUCAUUUACCAACUGUUCGUUGGAUUGGUUUAUUAACAGUUAAAGUUUUAAAACGUAUUCUCAUGAGUUUUCGUGUUAAUCAAAAUUAUCUUUUAUCAAUACGUGAUAAAAUGAAAAAUUCAGAUAUUCAAUAUGUCUAUGUACCAUCUCAUCGUAGCUAUCUUGAUUUUGUUUUGAUGUCAUAUAUAUUAUUUAGCUAUGACAUGUGCCUGCCAAAUAUUGCAAGUGGCAUGGACUUUUAUAGAAUGCAAGUUGUUGGUGAAUUAUUACGUAAAACUGGAGCAUUUUAUAUGCGUAGAACAUUUUCAACUGAUCAAUUGUACAAAGAAUUAUUUAAAGCAUAUGUUGCAUCUCUUGUUGAACACAGUGAUAGAGCCAUUGAAUUUUUUAUUGAAGGAACAAGAAGUAGAAGUCAAAAAAGUAUUACUCCAAAAUAUGGUUUAUUGGCAAUGAUUUUGGAUGCAGUAUUUCAAGGCCAUGUACCAGACAUACAUUUUGUACCAAUAAGCAUCAGCUAUGAUCGUGUUCUAGAGGAAUCUUUGUUUACUCAUGAACUAAUUGGUAUUCCAAAACCACCAGAAACAACAACUGGCCUUUUUCGAUCAUUGUCAUUUCUUCGUGAUCAAGGAGCACAUGGUCAUAUACAUUUUAACAUUUCAAAACCAAUAUCAGCACGUCAAUUUAUGAGUCCAUCAAUUCGUAAAAUGAGUGCAUUAUCACCAACUGAAAAAUUACCAACAAAUGCUGUUAAACAACUUGCCUAUGAAAUAAUUGAAAGCCACAAAAAAAAUACUGUUUUUAUGCCAUUUAAUUUAAUUGCUGUUUUGUACAAUGAUCGAGUUCAUUCAUGUCCAAAUAAGCCAUAUACAUUUGAGAGUUUAUUGACUGAUUAUUGCUGGCUUAAAAAUAUCAUGAAAGUAUCAUUUGGUGCAAUCGUUUGUUCAAAUGUUACAAAUAAUUCAAGCAUAUCAGAUAAAGAUGACAUAUGUGAAUCAUUAAAAAUACACAAAAAUUUAUUAACAUUUGAUAAUAAUGAUAAUUGUAUUGUUUUGCAAAGUACAUAUCGUGACAUGAAAACAGUUAAACGUCAUAAUGUUAAAGGUCAUAAUUUGGAUGAAAGAACAAUGAGAAUAUCCGUGUCGGCAAUUAACCUCAGCAUUUAUGUUAAUCCAACAAUGGCAGUUUUUACUAAACCAUCUAUUGCUGCGAUAUCAAUAACAACGUCUGGUCAAUCUUAUGAAACUGCUCAAAAACAAUAUAUUCAACUACGUAAAUUAUUGAGUUGUGAAUUUGCUUUGCCAUGUGAUGAUGAUUACAAGACAAUUGUCAAUGAAUGGGAAAAAGAAAUUAAAUUUUUAAUAAACGAACAGUGUUUUUAUUUUGAUAAAAAUAAUCAAAUAUAUUAUGGAAAUAAUAACAAAUUACGAUUGUUACUUUGUAAUUUAAUAUCACCAUUUGUUUCUGGUGUUUAUGUGACAGCAUCUGUUCUUAUUCAGUGGGACAAUGAAACAAUGGAUGAACCAGUUGAAAAAAAAAUCCUAAAAGAAUGCCAAAAAUAUGCUGAGUGGAAUUUGUUUCAAGAUGAUUCACUUGUUCGUCAUCCUUACACAUUGUCACUUGAUAUUUAUACCUCAUCACUAGUCAGUUUAUCAGCUCUUGGUGCAAUAUCAUCAUCAUCAUCAGAAAAACCUCCAGUAUACACUGUUAAUGAAGAAAAUUUAUCACAAAUUAUCAAUGAUCUUAAAGUUAUUUUAUCAUCAAAUCAACAACUAGGAUCUUUUUUGGAAAUAAUACCUAAAUUAAAUCAACAAGAAAAUACGCUUCAAGCUAAACUGUGAAUAUUAAUAUUCAUUAACAAUACAUAACUAGUUAGAUAAUAAUAUUUUUUAACAAUAGACAGUAUUAUUAUGAUACAUUUGUUUUUGGAUAAUAAAACAGCAACAAACCUGAGUUACCAUUCAUAAUUAUAUCUUGAAAUUCAUUAUAAAUCAUUUUAAAAUUAUCAUUAGAUAUUCAUUUUAAUAUUCAACUAAUAUUUUGUUGUUUAUUUAUUCUUUUUACUGUUUUUUUUUUUAUUUUAUUAUAGAUGUUAUCAAGGUUGUUAUCAAAAGUUCACUGGAGUCAUUUACAUACACUGUGUUAUUUGUGCACUACUUAUUAUUGUGUUCGGAAUAUUAGUCAAAGGAAUUGACAAUAUUUGGAACAGACAAUAGCCACAAGAAAAAAAAAUAUAAAUUACAUAUUAUUGGAUUAAUAAUAACAAUUGUUUUGUUUAUGAUAUGUAAUAUAUAAAAAAAUAAUAUUUUAAAUAAAUAUUACCAUCA